AUGUUUACUGGUGGAAGUGACACGACCUACACAGCCUUAGAAUGGGCAAUGAUAGAACUCUUAAGACAUCCAAAAAUCCUCAAGAAAUUGCAAGAGGAGGUGACUGGCAUGGCCAAAGGAAAAUCAUACAUAUCUGAGAGUGACCUCGACAAAACACCUUACAUGAAAGCUGUAAUCAAAGAGACUCUUCGGUUGCAUCCCCUAAUUGCAUUGAUAGUUCCUCGAGAAUCACGGCAAGACACCAAAAUAAUGGGCUAUGACAUAGCGGCAAGGACCACGGUCAUAACCAAUGUCUGGGCAAUUGGAAGAGAUCCCGCCUUGUGGGACGAAUUGGAGGAGUUUAAGCAUGAGAGUGUUAACCCGCAAUUUGCGGAUAGGGGCGCGGGCCGGGCCUCCAAGACCCGAUUAUACCCCGACCCGGCCGAAUUGCAAAAGUAA
Molecule: messenger RNA, 438 nt
Organism: Morus notabilis
Lineage: Eukaryota; Viridiplantae; Streptophyta; Magnoliopsida; Rosales; Moraceae
Product: cytochrome P450 71A6-like
Exons: 2
Coding region: 1-438 (145 amino acids)
Molecular function (GO): iron ion binding; heme binding; monooxygenase activity
Source: RefSeq, a predicted model, not a curated record